Messenger RNA from Strigops habroptila (Kakapo), 2532 nucleotides. RefSeq names its product FIC domain protein adenylyltransferase (gene FICD). NCBI's taxonomy places the organism in Eukaryota, Metazoa, Chordata, Aves, Psittaciformes, Psittacidae. Gene Ontology annotation, molecular function: protein binding. The record is from RefSeq and is a predicted model, not a curated record. The transcript is spliced from 2 exons. The coding region runs from base 39 to 1400 and encodes 453 amino acids.
GCAGGAACAGAGGGGAAGGAAAUGUCCCUCCGGUGAGGAUGAACCUGGUGUCUAUGGCGACAGAUCCCAAGCUGCCAUGGGUAACGCUGUGGGCCCGCAUCAGGUGGGCAGCGGUGCUCGGGCUGCUGCUGGGCUUGCUCGUGGUGCUGCUGGUGCCGGCUGCGGAGGACCGGUGCCACGCGGUGCUCCGGGGGCUCUCCUUCCUGAAGAGUAAGCUGAGCGCCGGCUCCUCGGGGGUCACCUGCUACACGGGGCAGACCACGGAACUGAGCGUGGCCUCCAACGGGCUGGAGCUGCUGGUGCUGAAAGGCAAAGCCUCCCCAGAGGUGAAGUUAGAAGCCAGAGCAGCUCUGAACCAAGCCCUCGAAAUGAAGCGCCAAGGCAAGCGGGAGAAAGCCCACAAACUCUUUGUGUACGCCCUCAAGAUGGACCCCGAUUAUGUGGAUGCCCUGAAUGAAUUUGGGAUCUUUUCUGAAGAGGAAAAAGACAUUCUUCAAGCUGACUACCUGUACUCCAAAGCACUCACCAUUUCUCCCUUCAACGAGAAGGCUUUGAUCAAUCGGGACCGGACGCUCCCUUUGGUGGAAGAGAUUGACCAGAGGUAUUUUAGCAUUAUUGACAGCAAGGUUAAAAAGGUGAUGGCAAUUCCCAAAGGGAAUUCCGCCCUGCGCCGGGUGAUGGAGGAGUCCUACUACCACCACAUCUACCACACGGUCGCUAUUGAAGGCAACACUCUGACGCUGUCCGAAAUACGGCACAUCAUUGAGACCAGAUACGCCGUUCCUGGGAAGAGCUUAGUGGAGCAGAACGAGGUGAUCGGGAUGCACGCAGCUCUCAAGUACGUCAACACCACGCUGGUGUCCCGCAUCGGCUCCGUCACCACCAGUGACAUCCUGGAGAUCCACCGGCGGGUGCUGGGCUAUGCCGACCCGCUGGAGGCAGGGCGCUUCAGGACUACUCACGUGUUUGUAGGACAUCACAUCCCACCGCAUCCCCGGGACGUUGAGAAGCAGAUGCAGGAGUUCGUGCAGUGGCUGAACUCGGAAGAUGCCAUGAGCUUGCACCCUGUGGAAUUCGCUGCGUUAGCCCACUACAAGUUGGUUUAUAUCCAUCCAUUCACAGAUGGCAACGGGAGGACCUCGCGCCUGCUGAUGAACCUCAUACUCAUGCAGGCAGGUUACCCCCCCAUCACCAUCCGCAAGGAGCAACGGGCUGAGUAUUACCACGUCCUGGAAGUGGCCAACGAGGGUGAUGUGAGGCCUUUCAUACGCUUCAUUGCGAAGUGUACAGAGACAACCCUGGACAUGCUGCUCAUUGCCACCACCGAGUACUCCGUGGGCUUACCUGAGGCAGAUGGCAGCGCUGCUGGCUGCAAACAAACCAUCCCCGUCAAGACUUGAGGGUUGUGGACAUUGCAGAGCCACUGAACACCAAGGCACUUGGUAUUCCUGCUGGGAAAUAACUGGACAGGAGGUGUCACUCUUUAGCAUUUUGUUUAUUUAAAGUGUCUUACAUUGGAUUAAAUUAAUAUAAUUUAUUUAUAUACCUUAUGCCAAGCUGAAACGUGAACUGUUGAUGGUGACUGUGCUUGUGCUACUGGAAGGAGGUGGGGAGAGGCAUUGAGGGGCUCCACAAGCUGAAGUAGAAUUUAAUUUCUCCUUAAUUGUAAGCUUUGAGCAGCUGCUUCAAUGACAGCCCUUCACCUGGUUUCCUUUCAGUUGCCUUUGUACAACAAGUGGGAAGUGUUUGGUUUUGAUUACAGAUGAUGUGGCUGGAACAAGAAAUGCUGACUUACUUCAGUGUGAGGUGCUCCAAGGCCUUGCCUCAUCCCCACCUCACUGAGCAGGAUCCCUGGGAACUGCAGGAAUCUGUGUCCUUACACAUUUCAGUUUAGGGCUUGGAAGGAGCUUCUGCAAAGCCACGGGCAGAGGAGGUUGUUCUACACAACUGUAAGACAACCUCUGUCAGUGGUGCCGAUGUGGUGAGAAGGGGUAUAGCAAAGGUGCCAAAAACCUGAAGUCUCUUCAAUCUGCGCAAGAGAACUUGUCACAAUUAGUUACUAGAUCACAUUAUUACUGUGACAAAUGGAUCACGAAUCACACGAGGCCUCUCUGUGCUGCAGUGGCAGUUAGUGCAGGUCCUGGAAGCUGCUGUGCAGCGCCAAGAAGUGCACCUUAUCUUUGUUUUUAAGGUAAAAGCACCUGCAGCCUGAGCCAGAACAGCUCCCUCCACCCCUCCCUGCCAGCUCUGCAGCAGCACAACUGAUCCCAACAUCCUUAAGUUCAGAAAACUUGGGAUCCAAUCCAGUUUAGAGUGCUGUUAAGCUCAACCCCUUUGCCAAACACAGCAUAAGACUGUCCCUGGCCAGUGUUAGGCCUCUUCCCUUCUUACUUUGUUCCCUGCAAGGUAGUCAGGAUGCAUCUUACACAAGCAAACAAUAAACUGGGAAUUACCUGUCCCCUACAGCACCACUCCAUGCUUCUGUACCAGCUACUGCUGCCAGGGAAAGCAAACAAUAAAUGAGGAAGGUUG